AUGGCGACCAGAAUGGGAAGCAACCGGGUACCCGCAGACUCCCCAAAGACGUUGGUGAAAAGUGUCGCGGCGACUGUAACAUCAGAAGCGAUGAUGGCGUUUUUCGGUACGGCAGCGAACUAUCAGGAUCAUUACCGGAUGUUCAAUGUGAAGUUGCAACGGAAUACUUACAUAAGCAACAUUGGCCAAAAUUUAAGAGAAGCCCAUUUCGGUUUGGCAAAUACUCUAGGACUUGGCGGUGACUCAAAAAUCUACUUUCGACGAGUAGUGCUAAGAGAAAAUUGCCCCGAUAUGGCGCAGGGUCAGAACACCAUAGGCCUAAGAGACCGCAUGCGUUCCUGUUAUGGCUUGCCACAUUCCGCUCGCGAAUCGCCUAAAGGUUCCUUUCGGAUGGAUCCAAUCUAUGAAGCAAUGAAUGCAAGGCAGAGUUUAUUGAAAACCCUAUACAAAUAA
This is a messenger RNA of Fusarium redolens, 453 nucleotides long. RefSeq lists its product as uncharacterized. Bases 1 to 453 code for a protein of 150 amino acids. NCBI's taxonomy places the organism in Eukaryota, Fungi, Ascomycota, Sordariomycetes, Hypocreales, Nectriaceae. The transcript is spliced from 4 exons. The record is from RefSeq and is a predicted model, not a curated record.